AUGCAUAUCAAGAAGAAGCCUAAAUGCGAAAAUAAUCCCAUGCGGGACAUCCGCAUACAAAAGCUCUGCCUGAAUAUUUGCGUCGGUGAAAGCGGUGAUCGUCUCACUCGUGCUGCAAAAGUCUUGGAACAACUCACCGACCAGCAGCCCGUUUUCAGCAAGGCUCGUCUCACCGUCCGAACAUUUGGCAUAAGAAGGAAUGAGAAAAUUGCUGUCCACUGUACGGUUCGUGGUGCAAAGGCCGAGGAAAUUCUGGAGCGUGGUCUGAAGGUGAAGGAAUAUGAGUUGCCAAAGUCCUCGUUCAGUGCUAUGGGGCAUUUUGGAUUCGGUCUGACCGAACACAUUGAUUUGGGCCUGAAAUAUGAUCCCUCCAUUGGUAUCUAUGGCAUGGAUUUCUAUGUUAUCCUGGGUCGUGCCGGACAACGUGCGGCGAUGCGUCUCAAAAAUCGGAACCAAGCAUCACGUCACUCGGGAGGAGGCCAUGAAAUGGUUCCAAAGCAAGGGCGCUCGCUGAUUUUUGGUUGGACGCUGCCGCUAAUUGAGCUUCGUUGCGCGCUUCCUGUGGCGGAUGCAAAGCUGAGUCCUGCGCUAGGAUGUAGAAUGAUGGCAAUAGGCCCCUCUCGACCUGCUCAUCAGGUUGUUUGGCUUGGCGCGUUCCACGCCUUGUGGCACGUUAGGGCUUCUUGCCUGCCGAGGUCGGCAUUCGUGCGCGAGACUUGGGGUCUCACCUUACGACAGGUGGGCUAUUCAGGCUGGUCCCCAGCUUUGGUACUCCACCCAGGAAGUGCCUUCACGGAAGGAGAGGCGCGACGAUUCUGCGGGUUGACGACCGCGGUCAACCUCAGCAUUGAGAUGGCCGAAGUGGGUUUUGAGGAUCCGGCGGUUGUCCGGUUGUAUAAUAGUCUUGUGAAUACAUCUGCCAAUGACCCUUAUGAGGACGCCAUUCGAUUUCUGGAGUUUGUUCGUGCCUCAAAGGAUACAGAUGGCUGUCCUGCGAGGCUGCGUUUGGAUGCCCCCACUUUAAUAUCUGCGGGUGCCAAGCCCCAGGUUAUUGAAAGACAAUUUGCCAGUACUCACGGUAAAACUCUCGCACAAAUAUAUAUGGACAUUGGACUUGAGCCCCCUUCGUGCCUUCCGCAGUUGGACGAAGCGGAUGAUGACAAUAGUGAUGACGACAAAGUUAUUGAUGACUCUUCCAGUUUCCCUGCGUUAAAUCUGGAAGAUCCGGUGACUUUGGUGCAGCGCCUGAAAGCAUCUCCUGGGAAAAUGCUCUCCCCUAAAAGUGCUAAGAUUUCGGCAAGGAAUUCUCUACCACGAGCACUGUUCACCGAUUCGAUUGUCUUUUCUUCAGGCGAGGGUGCAUCUUGGCUCUCCGCUUCACAGACCUCUCCUGAGGGUUCUAGCAUUGCAUCAACUUCCUACUUGCAGUCUACCAGCCAUACGGGGAGAGAGUAUGUCACCCGUUCUAAAUCUGGUACACCUGCGCCCCAUUUAGUCCUGAUGCCAGCCUCGAAAUGUAAGAAGAGUAGACGGAAAGCCAGAACUCCAAUAAAGCGGGGUCCUGGUCAACAUAGUCGAUCACCUAUGGUGGGAACGGACUCUAGGAGUAGGAGGCGGCGAAUACCUUCUGGCUCGCAUGGUGGUAGCGGUCGGCGCAAAUUGUUGCAUCGGUCGGUGACAGAGACACCUAAUCCGAAAAUGUCGCAUCCCCGAUGGGAGCGUGCUCGGAUGGCGGCCGCGGAAAAAACAAAGGGUCGCUUGGUGAUAGUGGCCGAGUCUCCGCUCAAGCCCUCCGAACCGGGCGCAGUGAUGAGCAGCCCCCUGCGUCGACUUCGGCGCGCCUCUUCCCUCCUCAACUUUAGGAGAAGCGAUUUGAGUGGCGGCGACAGCGGUGGUGGUGCCUCCUCCGCUGCUUCCACCUCCCGACUGAGUGUCAAGGCGGAGCUGUGGCAACGACGCCAGAUGGAGGAGGAGGCAAGUUUGAGCCAAUUUAGUGGUGGGGAAAGCAACCUCUCCCAAUCUGUCGCCUCUGUUGCCUCGAUGGCUUCUCCACAAUUUCGACGUCGGACUUCAAACCUAAUGGCAAAUCUUAUCUCCCUCCGCUCACCACAGUCUUCGGCUAAGAGUGCGACAAAGCCCGCCCUUAGUUCGGCGGUCUCAUCGCCUCCAGUGUUGAAUUUGUCGAGGCUGAAAUCAGAGUUUUCACAACCACGACCACCACUGGUGCCGUUAAAGGAUCUCUUCCAAGACCUUGACGCACCUUCCAGCGCCACCACUAGCACGCCCUCCAAAUCGGUAAAGACGCCGGCCAAGCGCCCACCAUCGACUGGCGCGACGCCAAAGCGUCGUAAAACAGGUCCGAGGGGGCCAGUGGCUGUGGUGGUGGAGGUACCCACCUCUCCACACAUCUUCGACGAGGCCACAAUGUUUCCCGGGGAGGGAGAGUUCUUCCAACGCACCGCCACCGAUCUCCAGCGAAGGACCCAGCCGCUAGGAGGUGGUGAUUCCCAUACCACGCCAAGGAAAUGCGUUUCCCGCCCUCCUUCAGCGAGUGGUGGCGGUGACAAAAAAUUACAGUCAAUUGCGGCAAAGAGAGUGGGAGAAGUUACGCCGUCGCGACUUCGAAACCCUCUCAUCCCCUCUGGCAACACCCGCAGUGUGAUGCGAUCUGAGGCAUUUGGGGAACAACCCGUGGUAGGUGGUGGUGGACCCUACACGACACCAAGGAAACGCGUUCUCUGUUUGCAUUCGCCAGGUGGCGGCGGCGGCGGCGGCGGCGGCAACAACAACAAAGAAUCGCAGCUUACUGCAGAGGAGGAGGAGGGAGGAAAUGCCAUCUCAUCGCAUUUCCUAGAUCCCUUCAGUCCUGCUGCCAAUACUUGCAGUGCGCUUCAGUCAGAGGCAUUCGAAUGGAGUCCCAGUACCCCCUCAACUUCUGGUGGUAUGGGAAGAAGUAUCCUGUCUCCCCAUCAGGUCACUACCAGGCGGAUAACGCCUCGCAAAGGCCUCUUCUGUCCUACCGCCAGCCCACUCCGAGCCUUGAGUCCCAGUGCCCCCUCAACUUCUGGUGCCAAGGGGAGAGGUAUUCUGUCUCCUUGUCAGGUCACUACCAGGCGGACCACGCCUCGCAAAGGCUUGUUUCGUCCUACCGAAACCCCAACCCCACCCCCACCGCGAGCCCAGGACAAUGCAGAGAGGCAGAAUGAAGAGGCAACGGAUUUGCCCAAAAUGCGUCUCCGACCACGCCGCUCUCUCUUCCGGUGA
Molecule: messenger RNA, 3264 nt
Organism: Echinococcus granulosus
Lineage: Eukaryota; Metazoa; Platyhelminthes; Cestoda; Cyclophyllidea; Taeniidae
Product: 60S ribosomal protein L11
Exons: 16
Coding region: 1-3264 (1087 amino acids)
Biological process (GO): translation
Cellular component (GO): cytosolic large ribosomal subunit; ribosome
Molecular function (GO): RNA binding; structural constituent of ribosome
Source: RefSeq, a predicted model, not a curated record